AUGUCCGACAAACUGCCUUACAAAGUUGCUGACAUCAGCCUGGCUGAAUGGGGGCGUAAGGUCAUUGACAUCGCAGAGAAUGAAAUGCCCGGUCUGAUGAAGAUGAGGGAGCUGUAUGGAGAGUCCAAACCGCUGAAGGGUGCCCGCAUCGCCGGCUGCCUCCACAUGACCCUGCAGACCGCCGUGCUCAUCGAGACCCUUAUAGCCCUCGGAGCUGAGGUUCAGUGGUCCAGCUGCAACAUUUUCUCCACCCAUGACCACGCUGCUGCUGCCAUUGCUAAGGCCGGAAUUCCAGUGUAUGCGUGGAAAGGUGAGACGGACGAGGAGUACAUUUGGUGCAUUGAGCAGACUCUGUACUUCAAAGAUGGCCAGCCGCUCAACAUGAUCCUAGAUGACGGCGGAGACCUCACCAACCUGGUCCACACAAAGUACCCCAAACUCCUGGCAGGCAUCAAGGGACUGUCAGAGGAGACCACAACAGGUGUGCACAACCUGUACAAGAUGAUGAAAAAAGGCGAGCUAAAGGUCCCUGCCAUCAACGUCAACGACUCUGUCACUAAGAGUAAGUUUGACAACCUGUACGGCUGCAGGGAGAGUCUGAUCGACGGCAUCAAACGAGCCACCGAUGUGAUGAUUGCUGGAAAAGUUGCAGUGGUGGCGGGCUAUGGUGAUGUGGGUAAAGGCUGCGUCCAGGCACUGCGAGCUUUUGGAGCUCGUGUCAUUGUCACAGAGGUUGACCCAAUCAAUGCCCUGCAGGCUGCCAUGGAGGGUUAUGAAGUCACCACCAUGGAUGAAGCCUGUAAAGAAGGAAACCUGUUUGUCACCACAACUGGCUGUGAAGACAUUAUAAUGGGACAUCACUUUGAGAGCAUGAAGGACGAUUCCAUUGUGUGUAACAUCGGACACUUUGACUGUGAAGUUGACGUGGGCUGGCUGAACAAAAACGCAGAGAAGGUCAACAUCAAACCUCAGGUUGAUCGUUAUCGAUUAAAGAACGGCCGUCACAUCAUCGUGCUAGCAGAGGGCAGGCUGGUCAACCUAGGCUGUGGUAUGGGACAUGGAUCCUUCGUCAUGAGCAACUCCUUCACCAAUCAGGUGCUGGCCCAGAUCGAGUUGUGGACAAACACCUCUAAAUACUCUGUAGGAGUCCACUUUUUACCCAAGAAGUUGGAUGAGGAGGUAGCAGCUGCCCACCUGGAUAAACUGGGAGUGAAGCUCACUACACUAACAGAAAAGCAAGCCAAGUACCUGGGUGUGCCUGUGACGGGACCUUUUAAAUCAGACCAUUACCGCUACUGAGCCUCCCGGGAGCCGUGGAGCAGCAGGAGUGUUGGUGUAGUUGGAUGCACUUGGGCGGUUGGCCCUCUGAGAACGUGGUGUUGCUAGCUGCCAAAUGUUCACGCUUCAGGAACAGACUUUUUUUGUAAUGAUGAAUGCUAAAUAAAAAUGUUAGACAUGUUGCUUCUGCUCCUUCA
This is a messenger RNA of Thalassophryne amazonica, 1475 nucleotides long. RefSeq names its product adenosylhomocysteinase (gene ahcy). NCBI's taxonomy places the organism in Eukaryota, Metazoa, Chordata, Actinopteri, Batrachoidiformes, Batrachoididae. Gene Ontology annotation, biological process: L-methionine cycle. Gene Ontology annotation, molecular function: adenosylhomocysteinase activity. The record is from RefSeq and is a predicted model, not a curated record. Bases 1 to 1299 code for a protein of 432 amino acids. Gene Ontology annotation, cellular component: cytosol. The transcript is spliced from 11 exons.